This is a messenger RNA of Rosa rugosa (rugosa rose), 1383 nucleotides long. RefSeq names its product EID1-like F-box protein 2. Bases 312 to 1058 code for a protein of 248 amino acids. NCBI's taxonomy places the organism in Eukaryota, Viridiplantae, Streptophyta, Magnoliopsida, Rosales, Rosaceae. The record is from RefSeq and is a predicted model, not a curated record. The transcript has 3 exons. Gene Ontology annotation, molecular function: protein binding.
AGCCAGGGCCUUUCCUUCUCCACCAGAUUACCCUUACCUUCUGCGUUUUGCUUUCAGCACCUGUACCUCUCUGUCACUCUAUUUUCCUCUUGACACUUUUGCCCCCGCCGAAUCCCCUAUUCCCCUUUGCAUGUAAACUGUAAAUUUCUCCUGGCUUUCCAUUUCUUUCUCUCUUUUUUUGUCCUCUUUUGCUUGAGAAAACCCUAAUCUCUGCCCAAUUUUUGCAAAGUUGGGUUUUCUAGGGUUUUGGAUAUCUUCUCUGAAGCUUGGUGUGUCCAGUCCAGGCAUUAGAUUACAGCUGAGGUGGACAAAUGAUUCUCACAAAGCAGUAUCGAUGUAUACAUUCUGCAAGCUGUCAAUGCACAAAAGGGCAUCUAAGUGAAGAUGCUAUAUUCCUUGUAUUUCAACAAUUGAAUUGGAAUCCUAAGUUAAUAGCAACACUUUCCUGUGUCUGCAAAUGGUUUGAUGAUCUUGCCAAACGUGUACUGUGGAAGGAGUUUUGUAAAACAAGAGCACCAAAGAUGAUGAUUGAUUUGCAAUCUAGUGGGAGUCACAGUGUAGAUGGAAACUGGAGGGCACUUGGAAAACUGCUUAUUUACUGUUCAGGAAGUAAGAAGGGCGGCCUCUUUAAUACCGUUCAUAUCCCUGGUCACUUUGUCUAUAGGACCAGGUUUUCUAGGACAUCGGGGAAGAGCUUCCUUUUGCCACAAUGCAGAACAGAUGUAUUGUAUGUCUCUGACCCGUGUGAACAUCUUGACCAAGGAGAAGAGGGAGAUGUGGGUUUCUUCCGGGGAAUUUUCAAGUCGUUCUCAAUGUCAAAGGUCCGGAAGAUGUUGAUUAAAAGAGAGGCCCAAUUUCAUCCGACAGAGGUGUGCCCUUACUGUAAGGCCAAGUUGUGGAGCAUGUUGCAAGCCAAAAUGAUACCUCAAAGUGCCAGCUGCAGAUUGGGCGCUUAUGAGGAUUGCAUUGAGUAUUUUGUUUGCCUCAAUGGACAUAUGCUCGGUAUUUGUACUCUGUUACCUUUAUCUGAUUCAGAAGAGGCAUCGGAGUUGGAGUGAAAGUUGAAACAAAAAAGAGGCAGGUUCCUUGCCAUUUUGCAAGCAUAAAGUUGUCGAGGCGGUACAUAUUUGGGGGCUUGAGCUGAAAUGAACCAUUAACAAUCACAUCAAGUGUUCGAGCAUUCUGCCCUGCUCUGAUGUUGUUUUACAUGGCAUCAAAUGGUUAGAAGCUGUUGCUAACCAUUUGUUUUCCAAUUGCCCUUUCCAUAAAAUGUUGUUACCGUGAACCAUGUAAUACAAUGUACAUUCAUGUAUGCUCUAAAUAUGUAUGUGGAUCAAAUAUUGGGUUGUGCAAUAAGGUUACAUGCUCACCAUGAUCGAUCAA